UCCGGCGAGUAAUGGCUGCUCCCGAGACCCAGAGGGCUGCUGCCCGACUGGAGGAAGACGGUAGUAGAGGCCGCAGCGAAGUCCGGGGUGUAGGUUAUGAAGACAGUAAGGAUUGUAUCCUAGAGCCGCUUUCCCUGCCAGAAAGUCCAGGUGGCACCACCACUUUAGAAGGUUCUCCAUCUGUGCCUUGUAUUUUCUGUGAAGAACAUUUUCCUGUGGCUGAACAAGACAAACUUCUAAAGCACAUGAUUAUUGAGCAUAAGUUUGUCAUAGCUGAUGUCAAGUUGGUUGCUGAUUUCCAAAGGUACAUUUUAUAUUGGAAGAAAAGGUUCACUGAACAGCCCAUCACAGAUUUCUGUAGUGUGAUAAGAAUCAAUUCCACAGCUCCAUUUGAAGAACAAGAAAAUUAUUUUUUGUUAUGUGAUGUUUUACCAGAAGAUAGAAUUCUUAGAGAGGAACUUCAGAAACAGAGACUGAAAGAAAUUCUAGAACAGCAGCAGCAAGAACGAAAUGAUACCAAUUUUCAUGGCAUUUGUAUGUUUUGCAAUGGAGAAUUCCUUGGAAACAGAUCUGUUCUUUUGAACCACAUGGCCAGAGAACAUGCUUUCAACAUUGGAUUGCCAGACAACAUUGUAAAUUGCAAUGAAUUUCUGUGUAUGUUACAGAAAAAGCUUGACAGUUUGCAGUGUUUGUACUGUGAGAAAACCUUUAGGGACAAAAAUACACUUAAAGAUCACAUGAGGAAAAAACAGCAUCGUAGGAUCAAUCCUAAGAACAGAGAGUAUGACCGAUUUUAUGUCAUCAAUUACUUGGAACUCGGAAAAUCCUGGGAAGAAGUUCAGCUGGAAGAUGAUCGGGAAUUGCUAGACCAUCAGGAAGAGGACUGGUCUGAUUGGGAAGAACACCCUGCCUCUGCUGUCUGCUUAUUUUGUGAAAAGCAAGCAGAAGCAAUCGAGAAGUUGUAUGGCCACAUGGAGGAUGCACACGAAUUUGACCUUCUCAAAAUAAAAUCAGAACUUGGAUUAAAUUUCUAUCAGCAAGUGAAACUGGUCAAUUUCAUUCGGAGGCAAGUUCACCAGUGUAGAUGUUAUGGCUGCCACAUGAAGUUCAAAUCCAAAGCAGACUUAAGGACUCACAUGCAAGAAACUAAACAUACUUCACUGCUUCCUGAGAGAAAGACAUGGGAUCAACUUGAGUAUUAUUUUCCAACCUAUGAAAACGACACUCUCCUGUGUACACUCUCUGACAGUGAAAGUGACCUGACAUCUCAGGAACAAAAUGAAAAUGUUCCCAUCAUCAGUGAAGAUACAUCUAAACUUCAUGCUUUGAAACAAAGCAGUAUUUUGAACCAGUUGCUACUACAAGAGUGCUUAAAAAAGUAGAAACUACUACAGAAGCAAUGUCAUUUUCAUGUUUUUCUCUUAUGAGACAGACAUGAAAGCAUAGUUUGAAUUUGAAGGUCAACGAAGGAUUAGUCCUUGGUGACAUAAACUUUUCAAAAAUGAAUGUUCUUUUCAAAGACUAAAACAGAAAAUAAAAUGAAGACUCUUUGUAUUCUGGCUAUAAAGUUUUACUGUAUGAGCAUCUUAAAUGAUCUCAUUUCACUAAACCUGUAAUUAUCUGGAGGGAGGACAUGCUAAUCACAAAGAAAUGAAAUACUCAAAUUAUUCAUUAACCUGAUUUUCAACUAGUAAUUUCAGUCUCCUCCACAGGCUGAUUCAUCCAAUAAGUUAGAAAAUUUGAUAGUGUGCUUUCUCUAUUCUAUAGGGUAAACUGUAAAGUCAAGACCAAAAAGAGGAGCCACAGAAGAAAGAACAAUGGUCAGAAACCUGAGUAACCUGAGUAAACCUGUGGAAAUUGGACAUUAUUUUAGAAUAUUCGAGAGCUGUCUACAUUAUCAUUAUUACUUUCUACCUAGAGUUUCCAAACUCUCUAGAAAUGGACAUCAAGCCGUAUGUAUGUCCCUAGCAGAUAGUACAGUUUUUUACAUAAGCACAAUACUGCUGUGACAUGUAACAAAAUUAACAGUAAGUUCUUAAUAUCAUCUGUUUUCCAUUUUCCCCACUUCCCUCAAAAUGUCUUUUUAUAUUAUCACUUCCACAACUGGUAUUGCGUAUCUCCUGGUAAGAUACACUACAGAGGGGGAAAAAAAAAAAAUGCAUACCCUGAAUAUAAGGAAGAAACAGACCCAAGUUGAAAAGUGUCAAGCUCACAAAAUCAAAGACUGAAAAACUAAACAUAGCACAGUGUGAUCCUGGAUUGGAUGCCUGACCAAGAGAAAGAUGUUUUCCUUUACUAUAAAAGACAUUAGUGUGACAAUUGACAAUAUUUAAAUAAGAUCCAUAGUAAAUGUUAUGAUAUUGUUGUUUAUUUUCAGAUUUUGAUCAUUGUGCUGUGCUUAUGGGAGAAUGUCUUUGUUUUUAGGAAAAACACAUUUACUUAUUUAGGAGUAAAGGAUCAUUUUGUUUUCUUUGUAUUUCCAAAAAGCUAACGUGGAUAUAUAGAGAGUAAUAAAUGUCUUUUUACAGUUGG
Messenger RNA from Nycticebus coucang (slow loris), 2532 nucleotides. RefSeq names its product zinc finger protein 277 (gene ZNF277). Lineage: Eukaryota; Metazoa; Chordata; Mammalia; Primates; Lorisidae. The record is from RefSeq and is a predicted model, not a curated record. Bases 12 to 1382 code for a protein of 456 amino acids. The transcript has 12 exons.